UUGUGCAGCUGUUAAAAUGAAGUAUGUCGACCAUGACCAAUGGACACAUCUGCUGCCUACUGUUCCAGAUGUAAGGAUGCAGGUUCGGGACCGGCGUCAUUGUAUACGUCAGCAUGCUGCCAAAGGACUGUUUGUUGACAUACAGCAACGAAUUCUCAGUGGGGGUACGAUGGAACGCAUCUUUGACACAUACGUCGUAUGUUACCCUUCCGGCUACCGCCAGAACGCCAAGCCUGUCCAUGACCCAGCACCCAAGUCUGUGGCUGAGAAGAAAUCUCUGCACAUCAAAAAGCUAAGUGGUGCUGGUUCACGUCAUGUGGGUCGUAGACCUCUGGUUGUAGUUGACAGGGUCAGAGAAGUUGUAGAACAGGAAGAUGUUAGGGACAAGGUAGUAAGGAGGAGAAAGAUGGGACACAUACACACCAGUGUUACACAGACAGAACAGAAGCAGGAGUUGCCUACUGAGAGAGUACUGAAACAGGAGUUGGCUAGUCAACUAGUACAGAAACAGAAGUUUGGUACAGAUGAAGGAAGUGUUGUGCAUGACACAAGUGGGGGAGAUUCAGACCAUAACAAGACAGUGUGCUUACAGACAGUAGCUCAUGCUGAUAUUGAAAACAAACAAAAAGAAAUAAACAGCAGACCAGCCGCAGUACUUGCCAUAAAAAAGGCCAAGAACCACAUAAGAGGAGGUGUAGGUGGAGGCAACUCAAUAUUUGAGACGGCAAUUAGCAUAGCAGAGCAGCAUGGUAUCCAACUUAGAAGUGGCUAUCCAAACAAGGCCAAUGGUAAUUGCUUGUAUGAAUCUAUUAUUGAUAACAUAAAUGCAAGACAAUGUUUUGCAGAACAUUUGCCAGAAAGGCCUGAGCACUAUAGAAAGGUCUGGAAUACUAUAGGUGAACAGAAAAUUAAGGCAUCUCCAUACUAUCCAAGCAUAUAUACAGAACAGCAGUGGAGAGAAGCAUGGCAAACUUUGCAAACAACUAACCAAUAUGACCUUGACUAUUUUGGUGAUAUGGCUAUCCUUAGUUGUGCUCAUACUACUAAGAAAGAUAUCCUUGUUUUCAACACACCUUGGAAAACAACAACUGCUCAACCUCAUAGUCCAAUAUAUGUAAUAUCUGCAGAUGCAAUAGAUCCAGCAAAUGCAAGAGAUACUGAUGUUCCAUUGGUGUUGGCAUACAAUGGCCAUCAUUUUGAAAGCCUCAUUCCUGUUUCUCAUGUUGAUGUUAACAAAACAAUUGUUUUGGUGGAUGCGUAUAAGACUGGCACGUAUACGACUCCUAGGUCUUUAGCACAAAUGUUUCAGCUCAUUGGACAUGAUUUACACAACACAGAAACAGAUUCUCCCACAACAAAAAAAACCAUAUGUACACAGGCCACAGAAAAUCAGAAAAGAACAAAGCUUGCACCUACAACCACUAAUGUGCAGAUUCAAAAUUAUGCUGCAAAAUCCCAUAAUUGUGAUGAAGGCAAUAAUACCAGCGAUACCAUAGCCAUAACUUUGCCAGAUGUAUGCAACAGCUGUCAAAAGCCAUUUCAAACGCUGCUGGUACAUUUGCGCAGAUCAAAACAAUGUCAAUUACAUUACAACUUCCAUCAAGAAGUUAUUGUGAAACACGCAGACCAACAAUCUCUACGGCAAGGUCCCAAACGUCAAAAACUGCAAAAACAUUACCAAACUGAGGUCAAUGUAGGCCUAAACCAUCCUGAACAACAACCUCUACCAUGUCAGAAAGCGAAAGAGGCCACUCCAAUUGAAGCCAGUGCAAUAAAGAUGAAAGUUACAAGGAAGAGACAGUUGCAGGUGCAACGGAAGGUCAUCACAGAAAAAUCCGCCUAG
Molecule: messenger RNA, 1843 nt
Organism: Anguilla anguilla (European eel)
Lineage: Eukaryota; Metazoa; Chordata; Actinopteri; Anguilliformes; Anguillidae
Exons: 4
Coding region: 17-1843 (608 amino acids)
Source: RefSeq, a predicted model, not a curated record